Messenger RNA from Mytilus californianus (California mussel), 1573 nucleotides. Its product is annotated as carnosine synthase 1-like. Lineage: Eukaryota; Metazoa; Mollusca; Bivalvia; Mytilida; Mytilidae. Gene Ontology annotation, molecular function: carnosine synthase activity; ATP binding; metal ion binding. Gene Ontology annotation, biological process: carnosine biosynthetic process. The coding region runs from base 65 to 1378 and encodes 437 amino acids. The transcript is spliced from 2 exons. The record is from RefSeq and is a predicted model, not a curated record.
AGAGAGAUUAAGUUUUAUGUUUCACUAGUACAGUCGUGUUAAUUGUAAGUACUAAUUAUAAUCCAUGUCUAUCUUAUCUACCAAAGCAAUGAUUAAGCCACAAGAAUAUAUGGCUAUGCAAGGAAAAACUGUUUUGGUAAUUGGUGUUGGUGGUUACUGCCAACGAUUUAUUUGGGAUGUUUAUAAAGAAUUUGGAAUUAAGAUUGUUUUGGUGGACCCUGAUAAUAAAAACUCUGCAAUUUCAAAGGUCAACUCAUUUAUUGAAUACGACUUUCUGAGUCAAAAAACGGAACAGGAACAUGCAGUAUGCAUAAUUAAAAUUCUAAAGGAAAAAGGAGUAACAAUAGACGGCUGUGUUACAUUUAUAGACACGUGCGGUCCUUUAGCCGCAACCAUUUGUCACCAACAAAAUUUACACGGCACAGGAAUUCAAGCAGCAUUUGUGGCUAAAAAUAAAGGCACAACCUAUGAUGUCUUACGAACAAAAGAGCAGACUAACCAGUUUAUUGUAAAAUAUAACCAAAUAAAUACUAUUUCUGGCCUUGAAAAUGCAUUUUCUUAUGUUGGAGUUCCCGCCGUUAUGAAACCUGAAAACGGAAGUUGUGGUGCCGGUGUAAAGCGUAUUACAGAUUUUAGAGAGCUCAAAGUUACUUAUGAGAAUGAAGCGUUAACACAUGGAAAAAAAUUCACAUUGAUGGAGUUCAUAGAAGGGACUCAGCAUGGUAUUGAACUUAUCCUAUUUCAGAGAGAGCUUAUUGCUUCUUUUGUAACCGACUAUGGCCCAACAAGGAAGGACAGGUUUACAGAGACAACAGCAACCAUGCCUAGUUGUUUAUCAAAAGGCGCAGUAGAAGAACUAAUGACUGCAGCGCAUAAAUGCUGUAUUGGAAUAGGGUUGGUCGACGGGGUUUUCAACGUUGAAAUGAAAAUGACCUCUAAUGGACCAAAGCUUAUAGAAAUGAACGCUAGAAUGCCUAGUUUUUAUAUUAGGGACUGGGUAUUGACAUGUUAUGGAAUUGAUCUUCUAUUGUACACAUUCAUGACUUGUUUAGGAAUUCGUCCAGAAAUUACAAAACCGGUUUCAACUCAUCGAAUAAUGGGCAUAACUUGUGUGCCGUCUGUUCACAAAGAACAGUUGCUGAAGUCACAAACGGUUGAUAUAUUCAAUGACAUGGAUCAAAGGGGAAUUAUAAGUUAUCAUCAGUUAAGCAACAGCCUAGAAGAGUGUGAGAAUGAUGGCGAUGAAAUACCAUUUUGUAGUCUUGCUGUCAUAGAUCAAGAUAUCCAAAAAACAAAAGACAAAUUGUUAAACGUCUGGAAUUCAAUUGGUUUCAAAACGGACAGUUACGAUAUAAAGUACUUUUUAAAAGACUUUUAAAAUUGGUAAAAUUAUUAGAAGUUCGAAACACUUCAAUUGGUUCAUAAUUAAGUACAUUAUAAAAUUAUGUUCGUCCUUUUGACAGAUUGCAGAAAAAAAUAAAAAUAAUAAACAGCAACAUGGCAAUAUAUAUAUUGGUAUUGAUAUGACGUGAAUUCUAAAAAGUUUUAAUUGAUAAUAAACUGAUCCUCCCGA